UCUUCUCCACCUUCUCGUUAUUUCUUCCGACUCCUUUUCUUUUAUCAAAAUCUUUUAUCAGAAAAUACAGAAGGACCCCAACUAUUACUAUUUCGGAACUUUUCUAGGGUUUACGAAUUUGUCUCGCUGAUCUGUUCACGUUGGAAGAAAAGCUAUCAAAAUUCCUCGUUUAAUUUCUCCUUUCCGGAUGAAAGGAGCUUGGACCACUAGGAGCUUUGCAACCAUACAUAGGGGUGAGAGGAAGAAAUCAGGGAGAAGUGGUUGUUAUUUGAUAUAUGUAUCCCUUGCAAGGAGGUCUUCUGUACCUCUGCAUUAUUAUUUCAUAGAGAGGAUGGGGAGAUCAAACUUUAUUUCAAUUUUAGUAUACACCGUGGAGCAUCUUGGAGCUUAUAAGCAAUGGAGCUUGUGGAGCACCACUCAAAUCGAGGAUUGCUCUCUUGAUUAAAGAUUCUAAAUAAUUUCUCUGGUAGAAUAAUAUGAGAUCUUCUCGCUCGAUCUACGUGGGUAACCUCCCUUUGGAUAUAAAAGAAUCGGAAAUUGAGGAUCUAUUUUACAAGUAUGGUCGUAUAGUGGAUAUUGAGCUGAAGAUCCCACCACGCCCUCCUGGUUUCUGUUUUGUGGAGUUUGAGGAUUCACGGGAUGCCGAAGAUGCAAUCAGGGGCCGUGAUGGCUAUAACUUUGAUGGUUGCCACUUAAGGGUUGAGCUUGCCCAUGGGGGUAGAGGGCACUCAUCUUCAUUUGAUCGUCGCGGUGGUUAUGGUAGUGGUGGUGGUGCUCGGGGUGGUGGUGCCGCUGCUGCUUCACGUCGCUCUGAAUAUCGAGUCGUGGUUCGUGGACUACCUGCUUCUGCUUCGUGGCAAGAUCUAAAGGAUCACAUGCGCAAAGCUGGUGAUGUCUGCUUCGCACAAGUUUUUCGUAAGGGAGAUGGUACCAUGGGUCUUGUAGAUUAUACGAAUUAUGAUGACAUGAAAUAUGCUAUUCGUAAACUUGACGAUACAGAGUUCAAAAAUCCCUUUUCAAAGGCUUAUAUUCGUGUGAAGGCAUAUGAAACCAGUCCAUCUAGAGGCCGUAGCUCAAGCCGCAGUUCCAGUCGUAGCCGGAGCCGCAGUCGAAGUAGAAGUGCGGGGAGAAAAAGGAGCAACUCAUUGGAACAAGAAGGAUGUGUGCCUAGAUCUCCAUCAAGAUGUAGGUCUGUAACUCCUGUCAAGUCGAAGCCAAGGUCAAAAUCAAGGUCAGCUUCACCAGACAAGGUGCGCGCUCUUAGUCCCUGAUUUGUUUGCAGUUUUGCGGUUCAAAGGAACUAUUACUCUUUGAUAUCUUUUUGUUUUUAUAUACUUUUGCAAAAGAUAUCUUUUUGUUUUUAUAUACUUUUGCUGAGGUAUGUUGUUGCCUUUUUUCCCCUCCAGUAUCAUGUACAAUAGUUUUAAUCCUACUUGGUUCUCGACAUUAAAGAUGAGCUCGUAAUGUUAAGACUGAAUAUUGUUGAUUUCGUAA
Papaver somniferum (opium poppy) is the source of this 1494-nucleotide messenger RNA. RefSeq names its product serine/arginine-rich splicing factor SR34A. Gene Ontology annotation, cellular component: nucleus; ribonucleoprotein complex; cytoplasm. The transcript has 14 exons. Bases 477 to 1271 code for a protein of 264 amino acids. Lineage: Eukaryota; Viridiplantae; Streptophyta; Magnoliopsida; Ranunculales; Papaveraceae. The record is from RefSeq and is a predicted model, not a curated record. Gene Ontology annotation, molecular function: mRNA binding.